Punctularia strigosozonata HHB-11173 SS5 is the source of this 1221-nucleotide messenger RNA. RefSeq names its product alpha/beta-hydrolase. The coding region runs from base 1 to 1221 and encodes 406 amino acids. Gene Ontology annotation, molecular function: epoxide hydrolase activity. Gene Ontology annotation, biological process: epoxide metabolic process. NCBI's taxonomy places the organism in Eukaryota, Fungi, Basidiomycota, Agaricomycetes, Corticiales, Punctulariaceae. The transcript has 7 exons. The record is from RefSeq and is a predicted model, not a curated record.
AUGCUUACGCUCAUCUCUGUCGCUCUGCUGUUGACUUCCAGCAUCUUGCCCGCGCUUGCCUGGGAUGUCAAACCUUUCAAGAUUAACAUACCUCCCGAUGAAGUUCAUCGCAUGAACUUGUUAGUGUCAAACGCACAAUUCCCAAAGGCACCGAGCUUCACCGGCGGGAACGAGACAUGGGGUGUCGAGCUGGAAACAAUAGAAACGCUCCGCAGCGAAUGGUUGCAUAAUUUCGACUGGUAUGAGCAACAAACUGCCCUCAAUAAAUUCAACCAGUUCACGGUCGAAAUCGAGAACGUUACAGUGCAUUUCGUUCACGAAAAGUCGGCCGAACCGGAUGCCAUCCCGCUGAUCAUGUUCCAUGGAUGGCCUGGCUCCUUUCAUGAAUGGCUGCCCACCGUCAAGCCGUUGACUGACCGCGCAGUGAAUGCGCAAGGAAAUAACAUAUCGUUCAACGUUGUUGUGCCCUCCCUCCCAGGCUUCGGUUUCUCCUCGCUUCCCUCGGCAGAGUGGACGAACGAGGAUAGUGCCCGCAUCUUCAACACGCUCAUGGUGGACGUCCUUGGAUACAAGACUUACACGGCUUUUGGUAGUGAUUGGGGCUCACAAGUCGCGUACAUCCUAUACGCCAACUACGCCUCAACAGUGCGCGCGGCACAAUUCUGUUUCAUUCCGUUCUUGCCCCCUACCACAGCCGACGCUCAGAGUGCCAACAUCAGCCUUUCCGCGUUCGAGAUCACACAGUUAAAGAUCAACGAUGCGUUUGCAGCUCGUGGAAUGGCAUACUUCGACGAACAAGAAUGGAGGCCCAACACGAUCGGCUUGGCGUUGUACGACAGCCCCGUCGGACAGCUCACCUGGAUGUACGAGCUGUGGACGGAGUUUUCGGAUCCGAAACGCGGCACUGGACCUUCGGUCCUCAACGACACGGCGAUCCUGACCUCAAUCUCGCUCUACUACCUCUCCAAGACGUUCCUGUCCUCGUCCUGGAUCUAUUCGCAGAACUUCUUGCCAUCGAACUUUGACGUUCCUCGUCCUGCGACUCCGAUGGGCUUCAGUGCAUUCCCGUACAAUCUCGGAUUUCCGCGGGCAUACAUCGAGAAAGUCGGCAAUUUGACCUUUUUGCACGAACAUGAGCGCGGUGGGCAUUUCCCAGGCCUCGACAAUCCAGCUGCUCUCGUAGCGGAUAUCCAGGAGAUCGGAGGGUACUAUGUUGAAUAG